AUGGACACUGGACACACUUUUCCUACUGGAUUCAUGUUGAAGGAGAAAGACACAGAACCCGUACCCCUUGAAGUGGAGCUAAUGCGGCGCGUCUGCAGGGCUCCCACUUGCCCGGGUAUAAUCCAGCUGCUAGACUGGUUUGUGGGACCCUCUGUAGUAAUCCUAGUCCUAGAGCGCCCCCUGUACUGUACGGACCUGCAAGUGUACAUCAAAUCAAAACCCGGGGGCCUGAACGAAUCCAAAGCCCGGCGGAUCUUCCGCCAGGUGGUGGAAGUCAUGUGGCACUGCCAAUCCAGGGGUGUCUUCCACAACGAUCUGAAAGCAGAGAACAUCCUGAUACAGCGGAAGAGCAAGCAAAUCAAGCUCAUCGACUUCGGCUGCGGGUUCAUCCUGCAAGAUGAGGCCUACAAGAAGCUGAGGGGCACUGUCCAGAACUUCCCCCCGGAGGUCUUCCGGAAGAAGUGCUACAAGGCUGUGCCGGCAACAUCGUGGUCCCUGGGCCUGCUGCUUUUUAACAUGCUUUGUGGGGAAAAACCCUUUGUUUCCAAGAAGGAAAUCCUUCAGGGCAUUUUCCAGUACAAGCGCUUCAUUUCACGAGACUGCAAAAUCCUGAUUGAGCAUUGCCUGUCGCCGUCCGCCGACAGAAGGCCAACCUUGGAGGAGAUCUUCAGUCACCCCUGGAUGAAGAGGAAGUCCUUGCUGGCUCCGGUGAUCUUCAGGAAGUUGCAGCGCUUUUGUGAGGGAGCUUGA
Molecule: messenger RNA, 750 nt
Organism: Polypterus senegalus (gray bichir)
Lineage: Eukaryota; Metazoa; Chordata; Cladistia; Polypteriformes; Polypteridae
Product: serine/threonine-protein kinase pim-2-like
Exons: 5
Coding region: 1-750 (249 amino acids)
Biological process (GO): negative regulation of apoptotic process; regulation of mitotic cell cycle; protein autophosphorylation
Cellular component (GO): cytoplasm
Molecular function (GO): ATP binding; protein serine/threonine kinase activity
Source: RefSeq, a predicted model, not a curated record